UACAGCGUUUGGAACGAAUCCAUAUCUCCAGCAAGGUGCGACACUGCAACUGCCAAGUGCAUGAACAAAAUGGAUUCGACUCCGUGGAAAAGCAUUCCGGAGACUUUCGCCGGGGUGGAUGUGUUCAUAACCGGUGGAUCGGGAUUCAUGGGGAAGGUUUUGAUCGAGAAACUGUUACGGUCGUGUCCGAAGGUUCGAAACGUGUUUGUGCUGUUGCGGCCUCGUAAGGGUAAACUAGCCAAGGAACGGGUGACCGAUCUUGUGCAAGUUCCAUUAUUCGACAAGCUACGUGAAGAGAGCCCGGAACAGUUUAAAAAAAUUGUGCCAAUAAAUGGAGACUGCUCGCAACUGAAACUGGGACUAGAAGAAAACGAUAUCAAGCGAAUGGCAGAUGUUCAGUUCAUUUUCCAUGCAGCAGCAAGUGUACGUUUCGAUGACCCAUUAGACAAGGCCUUACUGCUGAAUACACGUGGAACGCACGAAGUCUUGCGGUGGGCCAAAACUUUGUUGAAUCUGAAAGCAAUUGUGUACAUUUCUACCACAUACUCCAAUCCAGAAAUAUAUUAUGUGGAAGAAAAAAUAUACCCAGCUAAGAUCGAUUGGCGGAAGGCUAUUGAAAUUGCGGAAACAGUUGAUCCAGAUAUCCUAAAUGCGUUAACUGAAAAGUUAUCAGGUUUUGCCCCAAAUACGUACACCUUCACCAAAGGUCUGGCUGAACAGAUUUGCUAUGACCUCCGCCAAGAACUACCAUUGAUAGUUUUUCGACCAUCAAUAGUGAUAAAUACCGAAACGGAACCCAUACCCGGCUGGAUCGAGAAUUACAAUGGCCCAGCCGGUCUUAUGUCAGCACAAACCACUGGCAUACUUCGCACCGGAUUUCUCAGCAUGGAUUGUCACAUGAAUUGCAUACCGGCGGAUGUCAGCAUAAAAGCCAUUAUUAUAGCUGCGUGGAAGAAAUCUCAUAGUCCUAAUGGUGAACUGGCCAUCUAUAACAGCGCAGCCGAACCCACAAAGGCUAUAAGCUUUAGGUUCCUACAUGAAAUAGCCGAUUACCUCUAUCAUCGUAUUCCCAUGCUAAGGAUGUUUUGGUCACCCUCGAUUGUAUCUACGACGAACCAUAUGUAUUUUUACCUAGUGUUUCUUCUGUAUCAGGUCAUCCCGGCAUUGUUUGGCGAUGCUAUUCUAAGAGUAUCCAAAACUAAACCUUUUCUCCUGAAAGUGAUGCGAUCGAUGUUCCACGCCCAAAAUUCGCUGAAAUAUUUUGUCACGCAUGAUUGGGUAUUCGAAACGGACAACUUUCGUAACCUAUCCAAGAAUCUUUGCCAGUUGGAUAAAAUCCAGUUCGACAUAUCUUACAUUACGCAAGGUUUGCUCGAGUACUGCUGUCUGUGCACUUUGGGUGGCCGGCGGUACCUGUUUAAAGAAACAGACGACUCCAUCAUACUUGCUUUCAGAAAAUUGAAACGAUUCAAGAUGGCGGAUAAGCUGCUGAAACUGGCUUUGUUUGUUGGCUUUGCCUACGGGCUACGAAGCUAUCUACCAACGAACUUGAUGGAAUACGAACAAACCGGUUGAAUGUGAUCUGGAUCUUUGUUUUUGCUAAGGAAGUUCUAUGUUACCUACAAAGAUAUAAUUAUUGACAUUAAUGAAAUAAAUUUGACUGUAACUGAAAACAGAUCCGCAGUAAUGGGUUAUCGCUGUUAGCUAUUCUCCGUAGCUUGUUAAAUCUUGUUGAAAUUUUAUAAUUUGCUUCUCAUGUUUACAUUUUACUGCUAGGUAGCCGAAACACUCGCGGCUUGGUCGAGGUUAAGGAGUACAACAAAUGGGAUAGAGCCUGGGGGUUAUGUCUCGUCCUUAGGUAGCGUUGAUACUGUCUUCUCAUGAUGAUUGACGUAGCGCAGACAGAAGACAAACUGUAAUAACUAAUGAUACAAGCAACACGUUUUUACCGAGCGAAAUGGGUGAGAACAAGGCGGGCAUGUGUUUUUGAAAGGGAGAAGAAGGAAUUAAACAAUGACGGUGAUGU
This is a messenger RNA of Armigeres subalbatus, 2026 nucleotides long. Its product is annotated as putative fatty acyl-CoA reductase CG5065. Gene Ontology annotation, molecular function: alcohol-forming very long-chain fatty acyl-CoA reductase (NADP+) activity. The transcript has 4 exons. NCBI's taxonomy places the organism in Eukaryota, Metazoa, Arthropoda, Insecta, Diptera, Culicidae. The record is from RefSeq and is a predicted model, not a curated record. Gene Ontology annotation, biological process: long-chain fatty-acyl-CoA metabolic process. Gene Ontology annotation, cellular component: peroxisome. The coding region runs from base 61 to 1575 and encodes 504 amino acids.